Molecule: messenger RNA, 1088 nt
Organism: Plasmodium reichenowi
Lineage: Eukaryota; Apicomplexa; Aconoidasida; Haemosporida; Plasmodiidae
Product: U2 snRNP-associated SURP motif-containing protein, putative
Exons: 5
Biological process (GO): RNA processing
Cellular component (GO): nucleus
Molecular function (GO): RNA binding
Source: RefSeq, a predicted model, not a curated record
AUGUAUAUCCAGCUGAAUCGAAAUAAAAAAAAGAAAAAACAGUUUGACGAUGAUAAAUUGAAUGAAGAGGAAACUGCAAAAAUAUAUGCAGAAUAUGUUCGUACUUUUGAAGGGGGCGAUGAUUUAGAUAAUCGUCAUAAAUUUGUUAAGGGUAACAAAUUAAAUAUAAAAAGUAUCGAGCAAAAAAUCGAAGAAAAGAAAAAUAUUGAAGAAACAACUGAAAAUAAAAAUAACACUGUAGGAAAAGUAAAAGAAAUUGAUAGCUUUUUAGAAGAAAUCAAAUUGAAACAGAAAAUUUUGGAUGAACGCAAAAGCUUGAAGGAAAAAUCUCAGCUAGCCAAAUCGGAAGAAGAAAAAAUCAAAAUAAAUAAAAAGAUAACGGAGAUAGAACAAAAUGAAAAUUUGUUAUCUUAUAUUCCUAGAAAAGAAAAAAUAGCCAAUCUGUAUUUAGGAAAUUUAUCCCCCGAGGUUACCGAAGAAUAUCUUUGUCAAAAAUUCGGAAAGUUCGGUAAAGUGAACAGCGUAAAAAUAAUGUAUCCUCGUAAGGAUGAAGAUAAAAAGAAAGCAAGGAUAAGUGGUUUUGUUUGUUUUGAAAAUAUUGAAGAUGCGGAGAAUGCAAAAGAUGCUUUAGAUGGUGUUGAAAUGUGCGGAAAUAUUAUUCGUAUAGGUUGGAGUAAGGCUAUACCAAAAUUUGGAUAUAAUACAAAAAAUGAGAUAUCUAAUUAUAAUAUGGAUAAAUAUAAUACAUAUAACAAUGUUAAUGUAAAUAAGAAAGUGAUUAUAAUAAUACCAGGUGAUAAAAGAACAAAACGGAUAAUUGAUUUAUUAGCGAAAUAUGUAACUGAAGAAGGAUAUAGUUUUGAAGAGACCAUAAAAGAAAAGGAGAAGGAUAACCCUAUGUUUCAUUUUCUUUUUGAAUCUUCAGAUUUGUUUUAUUAUUAUAAAUGGAGGGUAUUUUCCUUUGCUCAGGGGGAUAGUUAUAAAAACUGGAGAACAGAUCCGUUCCAUAUAUUUUCUAAUGGUUAUUUAUAUGUACCUCCAACGAUAGAAAAAAAAAAUAAAGGUCUUCUCAUAAAACGAAAAAGGGG